This is a messenger RNA of Diorhabda sublineata, 2194 nucleotides long. RefSeq names its product serine/threonine-protein kinase VRK1-like. The record is from RefSeq and is a predicted model, not a curated record. NCBI's taxonomy places the organism in Eukaryota, Metazoa, Arthropoda, Insecta, Coleoptera, Chrysomelidae. Gene Ontology annotation, biological process: signal transduction; peptidyl-serine phosphorylation. The transcript is spliced from 10 exons. Bases 56 to 2014 code for a protein of 652 amino acids. Gene Ontology annotation, cellular component: nucleus; cytoplasm. Gene Ontology annotation, molecular function: ATP binding; protein serine/threonine kinase activity.
AGUGUAGCCAAACAGCUUUGAAAGUUGAAUUAUUUGACAGUUGGCUAAAUGUGGAAUGUUAAGUUUGGUUAUAAGGUUUAAAAUCAAUUUUAGUUUUUGUUCGUUUUUAAUUUUAGUAAUUUUGAUAAUGCCCAAAGCAGCACCAAAAAGAAAAGCCGCAAACGGCUAUAAAUUAGCUGAACCGUUACCAUUAGGGGAAGUCCUACAAGAUAUAUCUAAAAAGCAAUGGAAACUUGGUUCAUCCAUUGGACAAGGUGGUUUCGGCGCAAUAUAUUCAGCCAAAGAAGCAACAGACAAUAGUAAUAAAUACCCUUAUGUUAUAAAAAUAGAACCUCAUUCAAAUGGACCUCUAUUUGUUGAGAUGCAUUUUUACAUGAGAAAUUGCAAAAAAGAAGACGUGGAUGAAUUUAAGAGGAAAGCAGGUUUGAAAACAUUAGGAAUUCCUCUAUAUUUGGGGUCAGGAUCUCAUGAAUACUGCCAAGAGAAAUACAGAUUUGUUGUGAUGGAAAAAUUUGGAACAGAUGUAUGGAAAAUUUUUUUAGAAAAUAACAAACUAUUUCCCGCUUCGACAGUUUUUAAAAUAGCAAUACAAAUGUUGGAUGCUCUGGAAUACAUCCAUAGUAGAGGCUACGUUCAUGCCGAUCUUAAAGGGGCAAAUAUCUUGAUGGGAUCCACCAAAGAUACGCUUAAUAAACAAUUAUACCUUGUAGAUUUUGGUCUAGCUACUAAGUUUAAUGAUGAUUCCGUGUUUAAACCUAACCCUAAGAAGGCUCAUGAUGGUACAAUUGAAUAUUUAAGUAGGGAUGCUCACCAAGGAGUUCAAACGAGAAGGGGUGAUCUUGAAAUUCUAGCUUAUAAUAUGAUACAAUGGUUAGGCUGUGUUUUACCAUGGGAAAAGAAUUUAAAAGAUCCCAAUGCAGUUUAUAAAUCAAAAGACACUUGUAUGUCUGAUGUGUCUAAAUUUAUGAAAACUUGCUUUGGUACAAAAUCACCGCCAGCUCCACUAGUAGAAUUCCUGAAUUAUUUAGUUACUCUAAAACAUAAUAUGAAGCCAGAUUAUAAAAAAAUUAGGAAAAUAUUUUUGAAAGGUUUGGAUUCUACCGAUUCCCUCGAACAACCAUUUAAAUUUACCAAAACCAAGACUUCUAAAAAGUUGUUAGCUCCAUCACCCAAGAGAAAAGUACAAAAGAAAAAACCAACUUUCGAAUCAUCUCAAAGCGAUUCGGAAGAAAAUGAUACUGAUAAUCCACCUUCACGGAAAACUCCAAUUAAAGAAAACAAAUUAACACAGUCUGUUAGGAAAUCUCCCAGAAAACAGUUGUUAGCUCCACCACUUAAGAGAAAAGAGCAAAAGGAAACAGUAAUUGUCGAUUCAUCUCAAAGUGAUUCGGAAGAAAGUGAUACUGAUAAUUUACCUUCACAAAAAACGCCAAUUAAGGUAAACGGAUUAACACAGACUCUUCGGAAAUCUCCCAGAAAAAAAGUUGUUCCAGAAUCUUCAGAGAACCAAGAAGUUAGUGAUAUGGACGUAGAUGAAGAUGUUGCUGAUUCACCUGCAGUCAAAGCAACAGUUAAAAGAAAACGCAAGGGUAUAGUUGUUCAAAAUUUGAAAAGGAAGUCUCCAAAAAAAGAAGACGUUUCCGAGUCUUCUGAAGAUGAAAAAGAGAAUGAUAUAAAUCUAGACGUCAAUAUGGAAUUAAAUGAUUCUGAUGGCAGUAGUGAAGGUCAUGAAGAGGUUAUCACAAACGCUAAACCGAAAAUAAAACAAACAAAUCGUGUUAAGAGUACAGCGAAACCUAAAUCCAUACCUAAAGAAGGUGUUAACUUGAAUGGAUACACAGCUGCGAUGCGUGAAAUUUUGCAAAAAAAAUUGGAAAAAGAGAAAAAUAAGAAAAAAACGAGCAGUACAUCAGAAGAAUCGACGGUUGAUGAUAUGGCAGGUUAUACUGAUACUAUGAAAGAAAUAAUUUUGAAGAAGCAACAGAGGCUUGCGAGAAAAGGAAAAGGAAAAUAAGACUGGGAUGUACUGUGCGGUAUUUUUAUUUCUUUCAGAAAAUGUUUUUUUUUAAUAACUAUUACUUUAUAAGUAAUUUAUUGUACUGAUUAUUCUAAUUUAAAAUAAAGUUUACUCAAUUUUUUAACACGUUCCAUACCUCAAAAGAACUUUUGAAAAUAUAUAUUUUUUUAUUCAUAA